Asparagus officinalis (garden asparagus) is the source of this 3396-nucleotide messenger RNA. RefSeq names its product E3 SUMO-protein ligase SIZ1-like. Gene Ontology annotation, biological process: protein sumoylation. The transcript is spliced from 17 exons. The coding region runs from base 259 to 2847 and encodes 862 amino acids. Gene Ontology annotation, molecular function: SUMO ligase activity; zinc ion binding. The record is from RefSeq and is a predicted model, not a curated record. Lineage: Eukaryota; Viridiplantae; Streptophyta; Magnoliopsida; Asparagales; Asparagaceae.
UUUUAGCACUAACCAAAUACAAGAAAAAAAAACAACAAUUAAAAGCAGCGGAGGAGAGAGAAACGAGAGAGAGAGAGAGAAGCUAGAUUACGCAAGAGCGCAUGGAUUUGAUCGAUCAUCGCUCCCUCUCGUAGCGCCUUCCCCUAGGGUUUUCGUCGGGCCUCGAGAUCUCAGUAUCCGAUCGGAUUCGAUCCUUUUUGAGACGGCGGCGGGUGUUAAUUUAGGGUUUUUUUGGUUAAAUUCUCCAUCGUCGGGGAGAUGGAAUCGGCGCCCACUGUUAAGGACAAGUUGGCGUACUUCAGAAUAAAAGAGCUUAAAGAUGUCCUGACGCAACUUGGACUUCCAAAACAAGGGAAGAAACAGGAACUCGUGGAUAAAAUUUUAUCAUUGCUCUCGGAUGACCAAGGUUCAAGAUCUCAUUCUUGGGCGAAGAAAAAUUCUAUGGGAAAGGAUGGAGUAGUGAAAAUAAUUGAUGACACUUACAGAAAAAUGCAAAUUCCUGGGGCAACUGAUUUAGCAUCAAAAAGUCAAAGCAGCUCAGAUAUAAAUCAAGUUAAACCUAAAGAAGAAGUAAGGGAUUUAUAUCAGGAGAUGAAGGUUUCUUGUCCUUGUGGUAGUACGUUAAUUACUGACUCAAUGAUUCAGUGUGAAGAGCCAAAGUGCAAACUUUGGCAGCAUAUCAACUGUGUCAUUAUACCUGAGAAACCUAUGGAGGGUGUUCGCCCUGAGGUUCCACAGUGCUUUUAUUGUGAAGUUUGCCGACUCAACAGGGCAGACCCGUUUUGGGAUACAGCAAGACAGCCAUUACGUCCUACAAAAUUGGCUUUUUCUGGUAUCUCAUCAGAUGGAGCAAAUUCAGUACAAUGCGUGGAGAAAACUUAUCUACUAUCAAGAGCUGACGAAGAAUUGUUACAAAGAUCGGAAUAUGAUCUCCAGGUUUGGUGCAUGCUUCUCAACGAUAAAGUUCCUUUCAGAAUGCAGUGGCCACAAAACACAGAUUUGCAAAUCAAUGGAGUUCCAGUCCGAACGACAAAUAGGCCAGCUGUGCAGUUGCUAGGAAUUAAUGGACGGGAUGAUGGUCCUCUGAUAACCACAUGCAGCAGGGAAGGAGUUAACAAGAUUUGUUUGUCACGGAGUGAUGCUCGCACAUUCAGUUUUGGGAUCAGAAUUGCAAAGCGGAGGACACUUCAACAGGUCCUUAGCAUGGUACCAAAGGAAACAGAUGGUGAGCGUUUUGAGGACGCCUUUGCUAGAGUUUGCCGUUGCAUUGGUGGUGGUAAUGCUACGGAUAAUGCAGACAGUGACAGUGAUGUAGAAGUGGUCGCUGAUUCUGUCACUGUCAAUCUUCGGUGUCCAAUGAGUGGAUCAAGGAUAAAAAUUGCAGGACGGUUCAGGCCAUGUGUUCACAUGGGGUGUUUUGAUCUGGAAACAUUUGUGGAACUUAAUCAGAGAUCUCGAAAGUGGCAGUGUCCAAUCUGCCUAAAGAAUUACUCUCUUGAAAGCAUCGUAAUCGAUCCAUAUUUCAAUCGCAUCACUUCAUUGAUGAGAAAUUGUGGAGAAGAUGUAUGUGAGAUUGAUGUAAAACCCGAUGGUUCUUGGCGUGCGAAGAGCGAAGGUGAUUGCAGGGAUCUUGCUAGGUGGCAUUUACCAGAUGGCUCCCUUAGUACUGCAAUGAAUGGGGAAGUAAAAUGUGGCAUGGACAUCUCAAAGCAUAUUAAGCAGGAAGAUGUUUCUGUAGGCCAGACAGGUUUGAAAUUAGGAAUUAGGAAAAAUCACAAUGGUAAAUGGGAGCUGCAUAAUAAAGUAGCUGAAGAUGCAAGGGCUCCUUCCUCUGGAAACCAUGUACAAGAGAAACUAGGAAAGCAUUUUCAAAACCUUAUGCCUAUGAGCAGCAGUGCCACCGGAAGUUACAAAGACGGGGAAGAUGGAAGUGUUAAUCAGGAUGGUGGGAAUUUCGACUUCUCUCUAAAUAAUGUCCAUGAUCUGGACUCUAUUUCUCUUAACUUCGACCCAACAUAUGAUGUUGAGGAUAGAAUUCCUCCAGCACCAACGAAAGAUGCAGACAUCAUUGUCCUAAGUGACUCUGACGAAGAAGACAAUGCAAAUGCUCCAGCAACUGAUUCUAAUAUUAUUUCUUUUCCUUCCAAUCAUCCUAGAUUUGGAGAAGCAUACUCUGAAGACCCAGCUUUAAAGGUUAAUGGGACUGCUUUUGGUCCCUUUUCCAAUGAAAACGAUGAUUUCAUAUUGCCUAUGUGGCCAUUGCCAACAUAUUCUCAGGCCGGUCCCACUUUUCAGCUAUUUGGCUCAGAUGCCAAUGGGUCUGAUGCUUUAAUUGAUGUGCAACAGAAUUCACUCUCGCCACUCAACAGUUAUGGUUUGGCAUCAAAUGGAGGCAUUGGGGAAAGUUCACAAGCCCAAGAUCUGCCUACUUGCACCAUUGGCAUGGAAGCUAAUGGGAGUUUGGUUGACAACCCUUUAGCAUAUGACAGUAAUGACCCUUCUCUGCAAAUUUUUCUUCCCAGUCAACCUGCUCAUCCUCCACAGGCUGAUUUGAGUGACCAUAGCGAAAUGGCCAAUGGUGAUGCUUUUGACAGUUGGAUAUCUCUUAGCCUUGGCGGUGCUGGAGCAGGGAACAUUGCCCCUGCAUCCUCAAAUGGACUGAAAUCGAAACAGCAGUUUACGGCUCAAGAGAAUGAUACUGCUUCUUUACUUCUGAGCAUGAAUGGAGACAGAGGUCAGAAAACAUCCUCCAACAUUCGAAAGUCUGAUGGUCCUUUUUCACACCCUCGCCAGCCUCGCUCAGUCCGGCCUCGCCUGUAUUUAUCAAUUGAUUCUGAAUCUGAUUAGGAGUCUGGACUGUACGGAAAAAAGAGUAAUCUUCCUUUUCCUCAAUGAGAUGACGAGAAGUUGCAGUUCACACUAUCAAGCAUUUGCGGAAAAUUACGCCAUGGUGAGCACAGAAUCUAGAAACAAGUUUACUAGCAUUUUUGUGGUUGCACUGAGUGGGGGAUAAUUUUUGGACAGGUUGAUACGAAUUUUUUUGAUCAGGUAUGUAGCAUACUGUACAGUGGAAAAGUAUAUAAGGUGAAUGUAGGAGGGUGGAUUUGGGUACAAGGCCUUAAUAUGUGAAGCCCUUCUGUAUCAUUACAUAACCCGAGUUCGCCGUGUAAAUUUUUAUGGCAUUUAAAGGUUUAGUUGUGAUUCAUGAAGUUAGGAAAUAAGAAUCAAAAUUUAAUCUGCAGGUCAUUGUGCUUAUGAAAUUGUCAUUAUUAUCCGAAGAAUCUUCAAAUGUUUUUAAAGUUUAGUACAAGGUGGAUUGUUGCUCGCUGUGUCAUGGUAAUAACAUCUGUUACUACUAUACGCUCUGCUACAAAAAUAUGUGAAAAGUUGAUAUGA